Molecule: messenger RNA, 1905 nt
Organism: Medioppia subpectinata
Lineage: Eukaryota; Metazoa; Arthropoda; Arachnida; Sarcoptiformes; Oppiidae
Source: the annotation of a GenBank genome assembly
AUGUCUCAGAAGAAGAAAAAGAAGCUCACAGUACAGGACACGGAAGUCAUAAUGGGAACUAACGGGACAAUUGUCCAGAAGUUAUUGGACGGCAACUCCAAUAAUCACGAAUCGGAUGAAAGAUUACGGAAUAUAUCCGAAGGAAACAUCUCUAUUGUUGGCCUUAAGAGAAGGGUUGGACUAAUCAGUGGUACAGCACUUAUUGUGGGCACAAUGAUUGGAAGCGGAAUCUUUGUGUCACCAAAAGGAGUGCUCGAGAGGUCUGGUUCUGUGGGCCUUAGUUUACUGAUAUGGACGGGUUCUGGUCUCAUAUCUCUAUUAGGUGCGUUAUGUUAUGCAGAAUUAGGGACAUUAAUAACCAAAUCCGGUGCUGAAUAUUCAUAUAUUCUCGAGGCAUUUGGCGGUCUCUUAGCGUUUCUCUUUUCGUGGAUCUCUGUAUUUGUGUUAAAGCCGGCGAUGUUAGCCAUCAUAUGCAUGACUCUAAGCGAAUACGCUGUUCAGCCAUUCUUCGUGGGCUGCCUUCCGGGCGCACCACUAAUCAAACUCAUUACCGUCUUUUCCAUAGUCACCAUAACAUUCGUCAACUGCUAUAGCGUUAACUUAGCGACCAGUACUCAGAAUGUCUUCACAGCCGCCAAACUGUUGGCCAUCAUUAUUAUUGUCAUCGGAGGUAUCGUUCAGUUAUGUCAGGGAAAGACUGGACUCAUUUCGAAGGGUUUUAAGGGAUCAAAAUAUUCGCUCUCAGAUAUCGCCACAUCCUUUUACAGCGGGCUCUGGGCUUAUGACGGAUGGAAUAAUCUUAAUUACGUGACUGAAGAGCUCAUUAAUCCAUUCAGAAACCUUCCGCUGGCCAUCAUAUGUGGCAUUCCUAUGGUUACCAUUUGCUAUGUUCUCGUCAACAUCUCAUAUAUGACUGUGAUGACAACGGAUGAGAUUCUUGCCUCCGAUGCGGUCGCUGUGACAUGGGGUUCUCAUGUAUUGGGAAUGGCAGCCAUAAUAAUGCCCAUAUCAGUAGCCCUUUCAUCAUUUGGUGCCGGCAAUGGAUCGUGUUUUACAAGCGGAAGGUUGGCGUUUGUGGCGGCACGAGAGGGACACCUGAUAGAUGUGCUAUCAUUCGUCGAUAUGGAGCGAUACACUCCAUCCCCGGCUCUCAUAUUCAAUGCAUUCCUUUCAAUAUUAAUGGUAAUUCCGGGAAAUAUUGAAAGCUUAAUCGAUUUUUUCAGUUUCACGGCCUGGCUGUUUUACGGGGCCACCAUGCUCGCACUCAUCGUUUUGAGAUACAAACACCCCUAUAAAGACAAGUCUAGGCCUUAUAAAGUUCACCUGAGUAUACCAGCCGUGGUAUUCCUGAUAUCGAUAUAUCUGGUGAUCGCACCGAUCAUUGAAAAGCCACAGAUUGAAUACCUUUACGCCACGCUUUACAUCGUCUCCGGAAUAUUAUUCUAUAUUCCUUUCGUUAAAUACAGGAUUAGAUUUCCUCAUCUUAUCAGUGAGUCUAUCAUUCAAUAUUACAUAACAAACAAAUGCCAACUCAUGCUAAAAGUGGUGCCGUGUGAGUACGGACCCGAUCCGGACAACUGACACCGAAUACAAUCCACUGCUAAAUGAGUGAUGAGAGCCAAACCCAUCUACAAAACGAAUAAUAUAAAAAGUUAUAUUCAAAUCUGUCCAAUAAAUCAAAUAAUACAUUUAUUUGAUUGUAAAUUACAGUAGAGUACAGUAUUUCAGUGCAAUAUAACAGUAGUUUUUAUGAAUAUUUAAUGUUUAUUAUUUAUUAGACUAUUUUUACUGCUAAACAGUUCAACAAUUUUACUGACUUUUAUAAACAACAUUUAACUAUUAUUUUUUAACUAUAAUUUCGUUAAUAAUAUUUGGUUAAUUUUAUUAAAUCAAAAAACAUCGGGC